AUGGCGGAUCCCCAGUCUCCUUCACAUCUUACACAGCAAUUUCAUGCUGAGACUGCCCCUCCUCACUUUCAGCAACCCUCCCACGAAGCGCUCCAGCCCAACUCUAUCCCACCCACGCCGGAUGAAGGCAUAGAUGCGGGUCCCUGCCCCGACAUAGCGGUUCCCAACGACAUCUCUUCGUUUCUCGACGCUUCUCUGCCGCAGCCUUUCCCGCUGCCUUCCGUCUUACCCCAGCCUCUUAGGACUCCCACCAUCGAGGACCGGCCACAUAUUGAUCUGACCCUCAACCUUCCUCAAACUAACUUCUCGCUUCCCGCGUCCACGGUCCUUAGAAGUACGCACAAUCUGCGUCUACCCUCGUUUGAUGUACUAGGCAUUGCUGCGCCCCACCCUGAUCGUAUUCCAACUCAAGCACAUCAGUAUUUCUCUCCACUAGGCGCUGGACCUCUCUCAAAGCCAGAGGACCCUCUCCAUGCACUCAGCCCACCACUCGACUUCUUCAGUCACGCCAACGGGGCCAGCCAUACCCCCGUUACCAGUCCCAAGGCAGCUAGAGCCCGCGUCGGACAUCUUGUGUCAACUCACACGCCUCCCUCGGAUACGGAGCCGGGGACGAUCAGUUGGGGAUCCUUUGUGAACGUAGGGACGGUUGGUCUGGGUUCACCUCCUAAUUCUGAGCCAGGCGUGUCGCCAAACCUCCACGGCACUGCCACUUCGACUGCUCCUCCCCAAGCCCCCAUCGUCGUACCGACUCACGACGAGUUUCACGACGAGUUCAGCGACGCGCUGAGAAUGGCAGCGUGGAUAGAGGAGGCCAAACGCACCAUCAUAACUGAAUCUGGAUGCCUGGACUUGGAUUCAGUCAAGAUAUUAUCCCACGCGCUUCCUUGCCCCUCGACAUCAGGCCAUAUCUUUGGUCAGAUUAUUGCUUCGAUUCAUGACAGAUCGUCAACGCAAACUUCAUGGAUCAAUGUAUUCCAUGCGCUUCCUGGCCGCUAUACGCUGAUGGACCUGCCCAAGUCUCCACCAUCCACCCCUGGUCCUGCUGUGGGAGGGGAUUCAUAUUUUACCAGCAAAGUUUUCGACAGUGCAGUGGCCAUUCCUGAUUACCAACUCGAUUCAAAACUCCUUCCUCCAUCGCCUCGGCCCGUUGUGCCACCUGGAAGCAUUAAUGUCUCUAUCGUAGAGCGAUACAUCCCACCUACGAACACGAACGAGUUCUCUGAGAUGUUCACAUUUCGGGGCAGAUCCUUGUUGUACGACCGCCUGAUUGAGCUGUCUUGUGACGAUGGUGUUCUUCUCUUCAUCUACCCGACUAAAACAGGCGCGAGGACUUUCAUGCAGCAGUACCUUGGACCUAUUCUCGACCCGCUUCUACGAACCGUAACGGUGGUCCAUGACCUUCACUCUGAGCUAGGCAGGAGUUUAGGUCAAAUGAGUUCAGUCAACUAUCUGGACGAAUACGAUCACCUAGAAGCGCAAGUCCGCAAAUAUUGCGAAGCAAUGGUUGAGAGACAUGCAAACCCCGAGAAAAGGGCGAACUACGAGGUCAUACAUGCGGCGAAAGAGGAGAUCUUGUUGCAACGGUCGGCAUGGGCGGACGAUUGGUGGAUCAAGCAGGAGAAGCCUCGUGUACGGGACGUUAUCACCAAGUAUUUUAGCAAGUCGAAGAAGCUCCCGAGCUCCGAGAUGAGUGCAGCGACUCUGAUCCAGGCUGUUCUGGAGGGAGUGUCGGAGCGAGACUACCACGAUGGUGAGCCAAGCAAAGGCGUAGAAGUUGGUGUCUUUAUGGUUAAAAAGACAAGGGCUACUGCCAGGGCACAGAGAGGAAUAUGA
Messenger RNA from Alternaria arborescens, 1836 nucleotides. RefSeq lists its product as hypothetical. NCBI's taxonomy places the organism in Eukaryota, Fungi, Ascomycota, Dothideomycetes, Pleosporales, Pleosporaceae. Bases 1 to 1836 code for a protein of 611 amino acids. The record is from RefSeq and is a predicted model, not a curated record. The transcript is spliced from 2 exons.